CGUUUGGCAAAAAGAUGGUGUAAACAUGGAUAGGAACCUCAUCCUUCAUGUUUAAGAAUGUCAUUCUUACAACUUUUUGCUAUUGACUAUGCUGACUAGGACAGAUAGAAGUCUCAAUCAUGGAGGACACAAGCUUGUCUAUCACUCAGGCUUCACAGAUAUGUCCCAGAUAUAUUAAGCUUGAACUCCCAUCAUCUCCCAGACCAGCCAGCAUUGUUAAGUACCAAGUUAGGAAAAUUGCCCUAGUUGUGAUCUUGGCACGAUAUGUAACAUGGGAGUAUCUGAACUCUCUUGUGUGACUACCACAGUCCCACAAUGCACAGUUGGAAUGCAUGAGUAGACCACUGCUGAUUGGCAUGGAUUGAGACCUGGUAUUUCCCAACUGCUUUGCUAGCCUUCUGACAAGCCAAGAUUAAUGGAGUCGCCCAGCCAUUUAUGGGGUUACCAAACCAUCAUUAUGGCACAAAAUGCCUGUCUGCAUUAGUGAUUUAUCACCACUCUUAUGCCUGAGUGAGUAGUGUGGGAAUCUCCUAACUCAAUUCUUAAUCAUGUAUUCUGGAUACAUCUGUGUUCGACUGGUGGUUGCAGCAUUCAUCAUGCAGACUGAAUAAGGAAUGCAGGCUAUCUGAAAACCUGUUUGUUGCAUAUUCUUAGACCUGGGGUCAUUUCUUUCUGCUUCAUACUUGACUUAUUUUUAUUGCCAAAGACCUCCAAUAUUACACCAUGCAUAAAUAUUGGCUUCUUGUGCCUAGAAAUUUUAUAAAUCUUUCAGACAAAUCUUUCACAGCAGAGCUCUGUCCCACAAAUCCCAAUUUGUGGGAUUGCUUUGAAGGAAACAGACUCAUCUGGUCCUUAGAGGUUCCACACAGAACCAUAGUGGGUAUUAGAGUAUAACCAAGUGAAAUGGAGACUCCCAAAAGGAGGCAGAAUGAUAUCAGGCUCCUGCCUAAGAAAAAGAGGAGGGUGCGGAAAAAAACAAUUGUCAAUAUGGCACAGGGAGCCAUUAACUGUUGCUGGUAAUGUAAGCAGCGGAUUAGCUGAGCAUUUAUUUAUCUUAUAUUCAGCAAGAGACAUAAGAGUCUUAACUGGGCCAUGUCUUAACAGCUUACACUGCUAUAUUAUUGUUGCUUCUAAGCAGCAGAGUCCAAAUGAAAUGGCUUUAUACUUCAUGAUUUAGGAACAUGCAUGUUUUUUUUCCAGGCUACUUGCCUGUUUUCCUGCUGUCACUUCACUCUGAAACAAAGAUUUGUGCCCAGGAAUUUAUUAGACAUUAGAUGAGGAAGAUGCAAAUGUACAGCCUUGCAAUGCACACCUCGGACAGAAAAUAGUAGUUCCAGAAAAUAGGCCCAUUGAUUUACUGCUAUGAAGUGCACUGGGCCUUUGGAAAGCCAGAAUCUUGCUUUGGUGUUGGAGCAUGCUCUAGCAAGGGAAGGAAAGUUAUGGAAAGCACCAGUCUUCCAAGAUUCCACACUGAAGGGCACAGAUAUUUCUCCACUGUCUUAUGGAGAAGCUGUUAUGUGGAUUGGAAAGUUAAGCUCACUCUUUCAGUUUUGCUUUCAAACAUUUUCCUUGGCUGUCAGCUUUCUGAACCGGUUGUUGGCAUCAGUAAAGGCACAGUUAAAACAUCUCCGUUGCAUCGCAAUUGCUUGUCUGCUUCUAGCAGCAAAAAUCAAUGAAGAAGAUGAGAUAAUACCAUCAGUAAAGAAGCUGGCGGUGCAGAGUGAUUGCAAAUGUUCUCCAGCUGAGAUUUUGAGAAUGGAAAGGAUUAUACUUGAUAAACUUCACUGGGAUCUUUACACAGCAACAUCAAUGGAUUUCUUACACAUUUUCCAUGCCAUGGUGAUGUCCAAGUGGCCCCAACUACUAACUAGGCUGCCUCAGAGGAAUCCUUCCCGCCACGUUGCGUUCUUGACCAAACAGCUACAGCACUGUAUGGCCUGCCACCAAGUGUUGCAGUUUAAGGGUUCCACACUGGCCUUGGUGAUCAUCACCUUAGAGUUGGAGAGGCUGACUCCUGAUUGGUUUCCUGUAAUUACCGAUCUGCUAAAAAAAGCACAGAUCGAUAGCACCAAAUUUAUCCACUGCAAAGAACUUGUUGAUCAACAGGUCUUGGGCUUCCAGCUACCCAACGCUGUCUACAUUUUCAACCCUGCAAAUCAAAAUAUCCAAACUCACCUGGCUGAAGCAUUACCCUGCUGUUAUUCGAUAGCAAAGGAAGAAAUGCAGUUUAACACACAAACCACACUUCUCAGAGUCAAUGUUUGUGAAGAUGACCUGCAGACCGAUGAAUUCUAUGAUGGAUUCAAGUACCUGUACAAUGAAGGUGGGACCUCAGAAGCUGGACAGAACAGCAAUAUGGGAAGUGGUGAUAUUCAGGGGCCAGAGGAAAGGAUCAGCACUUGUCCACCUUUACAACCUGCCCCUCAUAUCGAUUAGAGAAGCCUAUAUAAGCAAAAGGGACCAAACACCCGACAAAGCCAAUGUUAUUUCUAAUAUUUCAUCAGUGAGAACUAUGUAUUAAUCCAAAGUACUGCCUACACUGUAGCUUUCAACUCUCCAUUUUUUAAAAAGUUUGAGCAAACUUUUUUUGAUUAGAUCAAAAUAUAAAUGUAAAAAAGACAUCCAUUUGGACUAUGAGUAGCUGCAAGGCAAAACCUCAGGCGAUUAAGAUGUCCUAUGCUUAGAAAUAUUGAUCGGGAAAGAAUAGGAGCUUGCUAAACUUCUUAGGACAGCUUAAGAUGUUUGUUGUUAUUCAGACACUAGCUUGGUUCUCCUACCAUUUGUUGAACUUUUGCAUAUGAGUUCUCUUGUCUGAGGCUACGUUCUGCAGGUCUGAAAUGUUAAGGACUGGAGCAGAAAGUUACCUGAUAGCAAUCAACUAAAUCACCACUUGGCCACCACUUAGCUGAGUUCAAUUACUAGUGAAAUUACGGUACAGGAAUAGCGGAGGCUUAGUGAGUAGUGUAACUUUUCUGGUUGUUGACUGAUGAUCUGAACUCAGCACUGGAAUGGUCAGCACACUUCACGGUAGAAUCCAAAGAUUUUCAGUUGAUGGCCAGGCCAUACAGGUGAGCAAUUUUUUUUUAAUUUUUACACUGCUUAAUGCCACAGCCAUGGCUUUCCAUCCCCAUAUAAAUAGAAAAAUUCAUCCAGGUAGAAAGUUCCCCUUUGAAAAAAGAAACAUAGGCCUUGGACAUUGAUCCCACAAACAUGGGAAAAUCCUUCUCCCCUUCCCAUCUGCACUGUUAUGUAAACAGAGAUGAAUAUACACUAUUUUAUGAGAUCUCAGAAGGACAGGAAGUGAAGCAGGAUUUCUAUUGAUCCAGGGCUAAUUUUUUGUCCUUAGAUGAUGCAUUACCAUCCCAUAGUACAUUGGCGUUACAGUGCCUACAGAUAUGGUCUGUCUUUUCAAAGUUCUUAAUUUUUGAGCAGGAGCUUGAACAUGAUUGGCUUCUUUCGAUUCUAUGACUGUGAGUUAUAUACAUACAUGCAUGUCAAUAGAACUGGUGCUGAGAGGCUAAUAUUUUGGGAUAAUGCUGGUUCUCUAGCAUCUUAUAUAUUCCCACCUGAGGCCUAAAACUAUCUGAUAAAUAAGAAUGGGUGCGUAGUUUUUUUUUCAAGUAUAUUCAGCUGUCCAAAUACUAAGGAGUGUCCUGAAGGAUGAAAAAUGGUUGCAGGGAACAACAAAGUGGUUUGGCUAGAAGAGCACAGGUAUGUGUUAACUGGUUUGCUCUUCAUUUGAUGUACAUUUUUGUCUUUCAGCUUAUGCACAUUUCUCUGAACACCAUGAAAUGGUGCUCAGCCCCCACACUGGUUUGUAUUCUAUUUCCAUGGAGAAAUUAAUUGUCUCUGAGCCUCAUCAGUUUUAUAUUCUGUAAACUGGAUGUUGGGGCAGAAAACUUCCAGUAAGAGUAUUAAUAUAUUUAGGUACUCAGAUACAUCCUUAGUUCUUAGCAUGGCUACGCAUGCUUCAAAAAUAAUUUGAAGAUAAUUUGAAGAAGUGUGUGCACAAUCGCAGCAUCUCUCUGCUAUUCAUUAAUGCAGACUUUUUCCAGCUGCUGCAUGGGACUGAAAAAUGUGUUUGUGUUCAGAGCUGCAGUAAGUUUAAUGAGCCAGCUUUUUAAAGCAGUACCAUCUCUUUUUCAUCCUUGUGCAGCAUACUUGAUGUGGCUGCUUUAAUGAAUGGGAGAGAGGUCCUAUGAUUGUACAGGUUCCAAAAUACUUCUGAACAGCUGUAUGUUCUUGGGCAAGUUACUCUCUAUAAGCUUUAUCCAUUUGCUUUCUCAGAAAAGGCCAUUUUGUGGCUGGCCACUCUCCUAACAUUCCUGAUAAACUCAAAAUUCCAGUGGGGAUUACUAGGGACUAGUAAAAUGGUGCAAAAUGAGCAAAAAGAUGCUUGAUUCUCAUAGUUUACACAUCAUAAAAUUCAGCUUCUCUUAGUGCAGCUAGUUUUAAUAUAUGGAUUUUUAAAAGGUAUUUAGAUAGACCUGUAUAUAAAGGCUCAAUCCUUUGGCUAAAUGGGUGAGAGAUUUCAUUGCUCUUAUGUGUUAAAUUGUUACAGUAGAAAUGCUGAGCUGAGCAAUGUAAUUGCCUACACAGGAUGACCACUCUCGCCUUAGCUAAAUCCAAUAAAAUGGAGAUGCAGGUUUCCUAUAGAGUUUGCCAAUACAGCAGAAGAUAUUAUUAUAGCAUCCAAAUUCAGGUGUGUUCACACCAGUUGAUGUUAACUGGCUAUCAAUUAUAUCAAAUCAUAGGUGAAUUGAUAUGGACACAUCUUAGAUAUUUCACUCAAAAUCAUUACAGCCAUUUGUUCUCCAAAACUCAGUUUCCAGCUACCUUAGAAAGAAAUGGCUCAAGGAGCAGAGUAGGUUUAAAACCUUCUAAUUCCCAAAGGAGGAACAACAAAAGAGCACCCUCUUCCCACUGGGUAUCGAACUAUAGUAUACUCCAUAAUUAAUCAUUAAAUACCCAAUAGAAUUCUUUCACCCCAGGAGGUCACAAACAACUUGGGAAGGAUGUCACAAUAUGUAUAGGUGGCGGUUGUGGCCAGGAGGGCCUUUGCACAGCUCUGUGUUGUGUGCCAGUUGCUCCCUUUCCUGGACCAUGAGGCCUGCUCACAAUCGCUCAUGCCUCGUCACUUGCCAAGUGAACUACUGCAAUGCACUUUACAUGGGGCUGCCCUUGAAGAGCAUGGUAACCACAAAAAACUACAGUUCUCAUUCCUUACCUGUUUCCAGGGAGAUAUUGGAAUAUAUUAUUACAAAUCCUAAAAAAGCAACUUUUCAUCAUUAUUAAAUUCAUUAUAUCAGAAACCAAUUUAGAAAGCAAGCUACCUUGCAUGCAUUAUUCAGCUGGCCCAGACAGCAUUUUCAGGUCAUCUGCCUGCAACAGUUAUGUACCUGAUGAUCAUGUGAACGAAGUAAGUGUAGCAAAAGGUAUUUCCGCAUUUGUAGGAAUAUAUCAGAGCAGCAGCAGUGUGAAUGAUGUGCCUUUCCCCAAACAAUAGGAAGGUUCUACUGUGUGCUCAAGAACUCAAGAUAAUGCCUUGCCAGCUUCACAGUAUGUGAAUGUUGCUGAUACAAUGAGGGACAUAGGAGUUUAAAUUAUGCAAUAUAUUAUACUGUAAAAUCGGGUGGUUUUCGUAUGCCUUGAUGUCUCCUAAGGGCCAGCUUGGAAAAUGUCAUGACCUUGCUUUCAAAUUAUAGGACCAAAAGCAUCAUCAUAAACUGUGACUUUUUAUAUUUUUAAUAUCGGUGAUUUGGGGGUGUCUCUUUUUAAAAUGUGG
Python bivittatus (Burmese python) is the source of this 5785-nucleotide messenger RNA. The record is from RefSeq and is a predicted model, not a curated record. Lineage: Eukaryota; Metazoa; Chordata; Lepidosauria; Squamata; Pythonidae.